AUGUCACCUGCCACCUUCGCAUCGACCUCGACCUCCGUCCGGCAUGGAACCCCCUUUGCAGCGGCCCUCCGCUUUCACCAGCAGAAGCUGUCGUUGCGUCGUCGCAGCAGCCAAGAGGACGAAAAGAACGCCGCGGCGGGAGAUGCUAUCGUCCAGACUGUUGCUGAUGGGGACCAGAAAGUCGUCGUCCCGGACGAUGAUGAUCCAUCGCCAGAGUCUUCGGAGGUGACGACUGAAAAGCAGCUCGAGAUGCAGCCCGCGCGUCGAUUCGAUGCCGCGGCGCACACCCACCCGCUCUUCCCCCCUCUUCCUACGUACGGUCCUCCGUCGCUGCUGCGCAGCAUGCAAUGGCAGGCUCUCCGCGCGAUCUCCUUCUGUCUGUCGCUGUCCUUCCUGGGCGUCAUUGUGAUGGGUUCCUGCCUAAGUGGCGUUUCGGUUGGAUUGAGAAACCUCGGCACGAGACUAUGGCGGCGGAACCCAGCCACACGGCGACGGUUCCAUGAAGAAGAGAGGGAAAGGAGGACUGCUAGGCAGAAGGCGGCAAGAAGGUGGAAGCGUCGACAACGGAAGACGCUGGGAAAGGACCUCACCAAGACUUUGGAGACUGCAGAGGAUGAAGAUUGCGAGGACGGGGCUGCUGAAGAUGAAUUCCCGCCGUUGGAAGGGGGAAAGGACCCGAUCGUAUGCGACGUGGGAUAUUAUGCGAGGAGGGUUGGUCUCGAUGUGGAGACGUUCAAAGUGCAAACGGAAGAUGGCUUCAUCCUCACGCUGUGGCAUGUCUACAAUCCGAAGGAGUAUACGCCGCUGCCGGCUGAGCAGAGAGGUCCCCGUCGGCCAGACGUGUUCUACGACAAAAAUGAGAGACCGCUCCCGUCCUCGAACCGCCGGUACCCUGUCCUGCUGAUCCAUGGCCUGCUGCAAAGCGCCGGCGCGUACUGCACCAAUGACGACGACAGUCUGGCGUUUUAUCUGUGCAAGGCCGGAUAUGAUGUGUGGUUGGGGAACAAUCGCUGCGGGUUCGACCCGGAGCACGCGACGUUGUCAUACUCGGAUCCGCGCAUGUGGGCCUGGAAUAUCCGCCAUAUGGGCGUGUUCGACCUGCCUGCGCUCGUGUCUCGAGUUUUGUACGAGACGGGGUUCGAGAAGCUGGCGCUGGUCUGCCACAGCCAGGGCACGUCGGAGACGCUCGUCGCGCUGGCCAAGGACCAACGGCCCGAGCUGGGGGAGCGCAUCUCGGUGUUUUGCGCUCUGGCGCCGGCUGCCUAUGCGGGGCCCCUGAUCAAGAAGAUGUACUUUCGGUUCAUGAGCAUGCUCUCUCCAAGCAUGUUCCGGCUGUGCUUUGGCAUCCACGCCUUUAUCCCGUUCAUGAUGACCAUGCACAGGCUUCUCCCUCCGCGGGUCUACGGCGCGCUGGGGUACCGGGUGUUUUCGUAUCUAUUCGGCUGGACCGAUGUACGAUGGGACCGGGCUCUGCGCGACCGGAUGUUCCAGUUUGCGCCCGUGUACGUCAGCGCGGAGAGCAUGCGCUGGUGGUUGGGGCGAGACGGGUUCGCGCGGCAGAAAUGCAUCCUCUCGACGAGGGAGCAGGGCCAGCAGGAAGAAGAAGAAGACCGGCGGUACGCGGACGGACUCGUCGACGUCGACGACAGCGGCGAGGAGCGUGGCUCGAACGCAUGGUACGGUCCGCAAGUACCCCCGUUUGCGCUGUGGAUCGCAGGGGCCGACGACCUCGUAGACGGACGGCGACUGCUGCGGCGGCUGCAGAACGGUCGCGAGCCGCACGUGCGGCUGGUGCACUGGAAGAUCAUCGACGAGUACGAGCAUCUGGACGUGCUCUGGGCGAUGGAUGCUAUUGAGCAGGUUGGGCGGGAGGUGCUGGAGGUGAUUUGGCGGACGGUGCCGGAGGAUGCGAGGGCUGUGUGUCGGGUUCCGAGGGGUUAUAAUGUGAAUAUAGGGCAUGAUCACAUGUUCCCUCUAGCUCUCUAG
Molecule: messenger RNA, 1986 nt
Organism: Rasamsonia emersonii CBS 393.64
Lineage: Eukaryota; Fungi; Ascomycota; Eurotiomycetes; Eurotiales; Trichocomaceae
Product: Lipase
Exons: 3
Coding region: 1-1986 (661 amino acids)
Biological process (GO): lipid metabolic process
Source: RefSeq, a predicted model, not a curated record